AUGGAAGAGGAGCGGGAUGGCCGCCUCCCGAUUGGCGGCGACGGCGGCGGCGGCGGCGGGAGGGCGGCGCCGCCUCCCCGGGAGGAGUGGUCGCUAGAGGAUCAUCCAAGGGGAUGGGAGGUGGUGGUGAUGGACAGAAGAGCCUUGCUCUACGAGGAUGAUUUCUCUGUUUUCCCUCCUAGCGAUCAUGAGGGCCUACUGGUGGAGCAAGCUCCCAUGGCCGCGGCGGAGGGGAGGUCAGCGGUUGUUGCUUCCCCUCUGUCUUCUCCUCCCUCCCUCUCUUCUGCGGGGAACGGCGGAGAGUCGCGGUGGCCGGUUCGGUGUCACCUUCAGCGGAAGGGAGAAAGGUGGCCUCUCGUCGAAUUGGCCCGGAGGGCGUUCGACUCCGGAAUCGAGCGUCUCUGGUUCAAGCUUCCGCGACCGAGCGUGGGGGCGGUGCCGGCGGGGGUGAAAGGAGGGACGAUCUGGUCGUUCACCGCCGUUGCUGGCCUGACAGCACUUCUCCUGUACAGUAAUCACAGAUACCGCCGGGAGAAGCUCCGGCUCCUUCUCCUCAUCAAAGAGAAGGAUCAGGUCUGUUCACUUUACAUUCUUGCAUCAUCAGUUCGUAUGCAUUUAUUUUCCCCUAGUUGGACUGAACUGAACUCUUACUUACGGUAAACCACGCUGUCUUCUCCCACAAGGUACUGCGCGAUCUUCUAAAAGUAGAUGUUUAUUACUUCAUCUCCAGCUGGUUUUUCUGAAGGGGAUUUGAUCUAUAGUUCACCUUGAUUGAUCUCUGAUCCAGCUUCCGAGUUCUUAAACCUCUGUGCAUUCAGUAGUAGAGACUGGCGAGCCGAUUAAGUGAUCAUGGCGUCCAAACUCUUCUGAAUGUAGAUAUUCUUCACACAACAUUAUUAAAUACAUCACUGAUUCGGAUGAAUUCGGAUGUUUCUGCGUUCUGUUGAUAAACCUUUAGGUGUACCAUUCAAUUUUAUUUUCUUAAUUUCCGAAUGGGUAUCAUGGGGAAUCAUAGUCCGUGCCUCUAAUAUCAUUGAGGCCAGAGAUUGCAAAGAAUGGGACUUCCUGUGGAGCUUGGCAGCCAGAAUCAUUUGUUAGGAAGCUCGCGUAUAAUUCGCUAAGGGAAUUAUCCUUUAAACCAGAACGUGUUCUCCAGCCCAUUUCUAUGUGAGUUCAGUGAUGCUAUUUAUCUGAAAGAACAGUCAUCUUCUUCAGCUCAUUUCUAUCACUUGCAUCUUUUGAUCUUGCUUCUUUUUCUAGCAUGUGACAUCAGGAGUCUGAUAAUAAGCGCCUACUGCAUAUGAUCUCAGCAAUUCUGGGUUUCCCUUGGAACAAACAGUCCUCUGAGUGCUUACCCAUCUGUGCGAGCUAAAUGUUCUGUGAAUGAGGAUGGCUCAUUUCGCUCAUCGGAAAAGGAAAUUAAUUAUUCUAGUAUGAUUCCCAAGAUAUAGUUCUUUUCAUUUAAUUCAGAAAGGACGAUUUAUUUACCUGAAAAUAAUAUCUCGAGUAAAUGGAGAUGAAGUUGCCGAACUUAUAUGACUGUUUUUUUUUUCCCCUACAUUUAUCUACGGUGGUUUGAGAUCCUCUCCCCUUUUUCUAUUGCUGAACAAGGGAUGGUAGGUGGGGAGGAGAAGAAGAAGAAGGGCAACAACUGAAUUAUACGAGGGAUUAAUAGAACCAGUAGAAGGAUUUGUGCUAAAAUGAAUUUGUUGCUCAAGAACACUGUCAAGAAGAUCUUUCCAUAAUUGGUAGCUUUAGAGAAUUCUAUCACUUUGGCAAUCUUUUCCACCCAUUGAGCAAGGCUUUUGGUCAACUAUUUCAUGUCGUCUUGUUCUAAUAAAUUCCGUUCAUGCAUAGUACAGUCCUAGGUAAGCUGAUGUGUGUUGAUUAUUCCCUUGCAGACGAUCACUUGGCUGUCCCAGCACAUCGCCCAGAUGAACGAGCUCAUGGCAGCUCGUCUGAUCGUUCCAGUCGCGAGGAGUGCUUGA
Molecule: messenger RNA, 1988 nt
Organism: Spirodela intermedia
Lineage: Eukaryota; Viridiplantae; Streptophyta; Magnoliopsida; Alismatales; Araceae
Source: the annotation of a GenBank genome assembly